Molecule: messenger RNA, 1872 nt
Organism: Diaporthe citri
Lineage: Eukaryota; Fungi; Ascomycota; Sordariomycetes; Diaporthales; Diaporthaceae
Exons: 5
Coding region: 1-1872 (623 amino acids)
Biological process (GO): metal ion transport; transmembrane transport
Cellular component (GO): membrane
Molecular function (GO): cobalt ion binding; magnesium ion transmembrane transporter activity; magnesium ion binding
Source: RefSeq, a predicted model, not a curated record
AUGUCGCAACAAGAUGAGCCGCAGCCCGGCGUCACGGCGCGAGACUUCGCAGCUCCUUUGCCACCCAUAAACACAUCAGUUUCAGAGCCGUCCGAACCGCCGGCGCCGGCGCAAGAGACCCCCUCCCGGGCAGCACACCGUGUGCACUACGAAAUGGAAGUUGACUCGAACACUGGCCUUGCCCGUCAGCCGACAACCUCGUCGCGUUCCGUCACGAAACCAGACACAGAGUUGCCUCGCUCUCCUCGCUCCCCCAUCCGUCGUCGAGUUACUCGAGCAAACACAUUCAAGAGCAUCGACGACUUCAGCGAGUUCGAGCACGAAAAAGGCUGGCAUCCAGGUGCUGAGCCUGGAUUAGAUCCAUAUAAAACAGAUGGUGGACGCGCCUCGCUGGUCAAGCUUUCCGCUGCCUGCGAGAUAACCGUCGUCGACUUUUCGCGUGACAACAUCCACGUCACGAGGCUCGAUAAUGACGGUCUCGGGCCUUUCCUGAAGGAACCCCAGCCAAGAUGGGCCAAAUGCCGAUGGAUCAAUAUAAACGGCCUCAGCUGGGAUGUGGUCUCGACCCUGGGCCAGUACAAGCAGCUGCAUAAACUGUCUGUUGAGGAUUUGUUGAACACGAGGAACAGGACAAAAACAGAUUGGUACGCAAACCACGCAUUCAUUGUCUUCACAAUGAUAAAGCUUGUGCGCGUGUCACAUGAGGACUCAAGCAGUGACUCGGACUCGGACUCGGAAAUCGCGAGCCGUACCAGUGGGAAGGGUCGCAGGGGGAAGAAGGGCUCCGGCUUCGCGAAAAGCAUCUCGUCAACGGUCAGGAGCAUGAUGGGGAGGACCAAACAGCAAAGGCGACCUAUCCCCGAGAAGUCGCUCGAAAGUGGGGCCGAGACCUCCAGGUUCCAGCUCCAGUCAUGGGACACCGACCUUUCUACGGCAUCAGGAGCAACGCUCGAAAGAACAGUCCAACGGUAUAAUUCUGGGCCUAACGAGGCGAGAGUGGAGUUCAUGGAGAAGCAUGCUGCUUUGUCCGCUCUUGACCUGGCCGUGAUCGCUGAACAGGUGUCCAUGUUCAUCACAAACGACAACACCGUCAUAUCUUUCUUCGAAUUAUCGGCCGACAUCAUCGAGAAGCCCAUCCUCACACGGCUUUACACGCGAGAUACGGUCCUCAGACAAUCAUGCGACGCAUCGAUGGUCGGACAAGCUAUCAUUGACGCGGUUAUUGACCUUGCGAUCCCUGUAGCUACCACCUAUGGCGACGUUAUCGGAGACCUCGAACUGGACAUCCUGACACGUCCCAACAUCACCCACACCAAGAAGUUGUACAUCAUCAUAACUGAGCUCAACAAGAUCCUGAGUUUUAUAAACCCAGUCAUCAACCUCAUCAACGCACUGCGCGAUCACAAAACGGAGAUGAGUCAAGAAUCUGCUACAAUUCACCUCCAAGACAGUUCAAAGGGUGUCAUCAUCACCCCAAUGACAUAUACAUAUCUCGGCGACGUCCUGGACCACUGCGUGCUGAUUCAAGAAUCUUUGAAUGCUAUCAAGGCUCAAGCGGAUGGGCUUAUCAACUUGAUCUUCAAUACCAUCGCUGCGUUCCAGAACGAAAGCAUGAAACAGUUGACACUGGCCACAAUUUUCUUCCUGCCACUCACUUUUCUCACUGGGUACUUUGGCCAAAACUUCGAACCUUUCGGCGACCUGGAUCGUGGCAUUACAUUCUUCUGGAUGAUCGCUGCACCGAUGAGCUUCGCGACGGUCCUUGUUUUGAUGAGGGAACCGAUCCUUGAAUAUAUCAAGAGCUUCUUAGUUAGACGCUCAAUACUGCGAUCCAGGAAGAACAGGCGAGAUCGAAGUAAGAAGCGCCGCUAG